Messenger RNA from Nematolebias whitei (Rio pearlfish), 2449 nucleotides. RefSeq names its product neural precursor cell expressed, developmentally down-regulated 9 (gene nedd9). The record is from RefSeq and is a predicted model, not a curated record. Gene Ontology annotation, cellular component: cytoplasm; plasma membrane. Bases 1 to 2433 code for a protein of 810 amino acids. NCBI's taxonomy places the organism in Eukaryota, Metazoa, Chordata, Actinopteri, Cyprinodontiformes, Rivulidae. Gene Ontology annotation, molecular function: protein binding. Gene Ontology annotation, biological process: cell migration; cell surface receptor protein tyrosine kinase signaling pathway. The transcript has 8 exons.
AUGGAGGAAGAUGAGUCGGGGGUCUUCAGGGUUGGUCUGUCCAGAACCGUGGCCGAGGUCACCGAGGUUGAAAAGCUCCGAGGCAGCAGAGUCCGGUGUUUGUCUCCGCAGAACCUGAUGGCCAAAGCGUUGUACGACAACGUGCCCGAGUCCCCCGAGGAGCUGGCCUUCCGUAAGGGGGACAUCCUGACGGUGAUGGAGCAGAACACCGGGGGCCUGGAGGGCUGGUGGCUCUGCUCGCUGCACGGCCGCCAGGGCAUCGCUCCGGGAAACCGCCUCAAGCUGCUGAUCGGACCCGCCUUCGAGGCCCAGGCGUCCGCCGCGCCCACCGCCGCCCCGUCUCCUCCUCAGAGCUACCACCAGAACGCCGGCCCGCGGGCCCAGAGCCCAUUCCAGAACCAGCAGGGCAUCUACCAGGUCCCACCGAGGAGCGUCGCUGCUGAGAACACGCCCAACAAGGUGGUGACUCCGUCCAGGGUGGGACAGUCCUACACCUUCAGCCCCGGAACGCAGAACCAGCAGAACAUCUACGACGUCCCCCCCAGCAGAACACAGGGGGUGUACGAUGGUUCACCUGGUCAGAUGUUCUCUGGUGGAGCCAGAAACCAAGGGGUCUACGAUGUUCCACCGUCUCAAAUGGACCUCAGGACCCAAGGGGUCUACGACGUUCCACCGUCUUCUCAUGGGGUCUACUCAGUGCCGCCGUGCAGGACCAACGCCACCCCCCAGGAGGGAAACUACGACUUCCCGCAGCCUCUCAAGCACAAACAGGAAGGGAUCUACGACGUCCCGCCCCCUGCCCUCACCAAGCCUGCCCACAGCCCCCAGUCUCAUUACGAUUUCCCCCCCAGCACCAGCGUUGAGUCUCCCGCCCAGCGCCAACACCCCAACGGCAACGAGGGAAUCUACGACGUUCCCCCCUCUGCCCUUCACUCCGGGCCGGACCCUCAACUGGACGUCUAUGACUUCCCUCGAGGCGUGCAGCCCCCCCAGCUGAACGCCUCUGUAGCGGACAGAGACGGGAUCUACGAUGUCCCGGCUCAGGACACUCGGGCGGUGGCGGACGUGACGGACGGUGUGAACCGUCUGUCCAUCUCCAGCACCGGCAGCUCGCGCAGCAGCAUGUCCACCUCCUCGUCCUCCGCAGGCUCCGGUGCUGAGGGACGCCUUGUUCUGGACGUGGAUGCCGCCCUGCAGAGGUUGUUCCGCCUGCAGCAGGCGCUGGAGCUCACAGUCGGGGCGCUGCAUUCCAUGACAGCUUCCCCGCACUGGAGGACGUUUCCCUUCAUGGAGCGCCACGCCAACAACGUCCGCACAGUGCUGGACAGGGUUCGGACUGCCGUUGUGGACUUUGUGGUCUUCGGUAAAGGAGCUGCAGCGAACGCCACAUCCCUGUCAGACACGAGCCUGCACAGUAAGCUCCGGCGUCAGCUAGGACGCCUGGAGGACUCGCAGCAGAUUCUCCUGCAGACCUACCAGGUUCUGGAGAACUGCAGCUGGGCCCUGAAUGCCCUGACCUCGUCCAGGCAGCACCACAACAAGAGCGACGACCUGGACCGCUUUGUCAUGGUGUCAAGAACGGUCCCUGACGACGCCAAGCAGCUGACGUCCACCAUUGGCAGCAACGCCGAUUUGCUGUUCAGACGAACGGAUGGGAGUUCGCCCGAGGAGCACCCGGUCCACCCGCUGACCUCGCCCCCCUCAGAGAACGAUAACUUCAGGGGUCAGACCAAGACCUUCCCUGUGCCCCCCGGCCAGGACAAAGACAACAUGAACAACAGCGAGAAGUGCGUCAAAAGCUGGAUGGAGGACUACGACUACGUGCACCUGCAGGGUAAAGAAGACUUUGAACGCCAGCAGAAGGAGCUGUUGGAGAAAGAAGACGUCAUAAAGCAGAACCCAGUCCAGCUGGGCCAGGAACAGAUCAACCAGUUCAAGAAGCUGGAACAGGAAGUGAUCAAACCCGUGGAGAACGACGUGCCGCAGUGGAUCACCGCCUCCACGUCGGACCCGUCCUCCGCCCACGUGUGCUCCCGGGACCGCCAGCUGCUCACCUUCUACUCGACGCAGUGCGAGCAGCACUUCGUCACGCUCCUCAGCGCCGUGGACGCCUUCUUCGGCUGUAUCAGAGCCGGGCAGCCCCCCCGCAUCUUCGUCGCGCACAGCAAGUUCGUCAUCCUCAGCGCCCACAAGCUGGUCUUCAUCGGGGACACGCUGUCCCGGCAGGCGUCCGCCCCCGAGGUGGCCAACCGGGUGAUGAACUCCAGCAACGUGCUGUGCGACCUGCUGAAGACGGUGGUGGCGGCCACCAAAACGGCCGCCCUGAACUACCCGAACACGGCCGCCAUCCAGGAGAUGGUGGACCGGGUCACGGAGCUGUCGCACCGUGCGCAGCAUUUCAAGGAGCAGCUGCUGCAGAUGUCCUCGCUCUGACGCCCUCGAGCUGCGU